AUGUCUGCCGCGUCUAUUCACUGUUCUCCUUCAGAUUGGCAUAAAGAAAGAAUGACGGACCCAGUUGAUGGUCUGAUUGAUCUGACCAUCCACACUCUUCUAUCGAGUAUGGGCAAUUACGAAUUCGGCGUCACAGACGUACCCUUCUUUGUCGCAGAUCUAGGGCAGGCCAUAUGUCAACACCGCCGCUGUUGUGGUACUAGACCCAAACUGACGAUUGGUGCCCCAGCGGUGAAAUGCAACCCGGACCCUACGCUGCUCCGACUGCUCGCUGAACUCGGCACUGUCGAUCCAUCACGCAUCAUAUUCGCCAACCCGUGCAAGUCGGCCUCCUCGCUCCUAUUUGCUGCCAGGGCGGGAGUUACUCUGACUACCUUUGAUAAUCUGGACGGACUGGAGACCAUUCAAACAUUUCUUCCCACUGCACGGCUUAUGCUACGGAUCUAUGCCUGUGAUAACGAUGCUCUCAUCAAGCUGGGCGAGAAAUUCGGCGCUCCCGUUGAGCGUUCAUUCGUUAUGUUGCAACCUGCGCGAGAACUGGGCUCGGAAGUGUGCGAGGUGAGCUUUCAUGUUGGGGCUUCGAACGCGUCGGCAUAUGCGAAUGCCAUUCAACAUGCCCACAUGGUAUUUGAGCUGGGCAAAAGCGUGGGAUAUGUCAUGAACCCCCUAGAUAUUGGUGGCGGCUACCAAGACAGCAAUUUUGAGAAGAUUUCACGGUCAGUACGAGAAGCCCUGAUGGAAGGCUUUCCGUUCCAGACACGGAGUAUCGCAGAGUCAGGGCGCUACUUUGCCAGAAGUGCCUUUACGCUCGCUUGCAAGGUUCUGUCCAGCCGGUGCGACAUCGCCGAGGCAGCUCAGGAACGCCCAGAUAUUCUUUACCAGAACGACGGCGUGUACGGGAGCUUUAUGAAUGUUCUUCUUGAGAAGGAAGUGCUCACCAUACAUCUCGGGGACACAAAGCGAGCGCGCGGACCGCAUCGUUACUCGAUCUGGGGUCCUACCCGUGACAGCGUCGAUUGUGUUGCACGAGAAACUACAUUAGAGGCGGAAGUUCGCGCGGCUACUGAGAUUCCUCCAACCAGGCUUGGACGAUCCUACAUGCGGGCCUAUAUAUGGUCAAUUCUGUCUGCAUGA
Molecule: messenger RNA, 1134 nt
Organism: Aspergillus novofumigatus IBT 16806
Lineage: Eukaryota; Fungi; Ascomycota; Eurotiomycetes; Eurotiales; Aspergillaceae
Product: ornithine decarboxylase
Exons: 6
Coding region: 1-1134 (377 amino acids)
Cellular component (GO): cytoplasm
Molecular function (GO): ornithine decarboxylase activity
Source: RefSeq, a predicted model, not a curated record